AUAGUCGCAAACCGAAGAUUUCCAACAGACUUCCAACAUUCGCUGAACUCGCCUUGUGAAAAAAACACUACACACUCACUCGCCAACAUGAAUUAUCUGUCAAUUGUAUUGGUUAUUGCAUUGGUCGGUUACUCACUGGGUGCACCACAACACGCUCGAUAUGAAUUAGAAGAAGAAUCCGAACAGAUCAACCCAGAACCUCGACAUGAUAGCAACGAAAGAAAUGGUAACACCCAAAGACAAGUUGCAGGCACUAAAGGGGGUAGAAUUCGAAGUUAUGGUAACAGCCAAGGACAAGUUGCAGGCACAAAAGGUGGUAGAAUUCAAGGUUAUGGUAACAGCCAAGGACAAGUUGCAGGCACUAAAGGUGGUAGAAUUCAAGGUCAUGAUAACAAUCAAGGACAGGGUGAAUACCGACAAACGGAACAUAGUGGAUACCAUGCACCAGAACAACAAUAUGGCAAUAAUCCAGGAUGCGAUGAGUGUUUAGAACAAUAUCGCUACUAAAACUUCAAUCACAACGUAAAUGCCAUCCGAAUCCCGUAUAUAUCACUAUUUUCUUGGACGACCUUGGACGUAUUAUAACAGAGUUGUCAAAUAGUAAUAUUAGUUAUUUCAUUAUUACCUAUUUAUACCUAAAUUGUAAAUUUAUUUAUAAUACUGUAGGUACGUUGUUAUAUAAGAUUUCGAACUGUAAAGAUUAUAACUCAAUAUUGUCUAUAUAUUUUUGAUUCGUUAGUGUAAUAUACUAAUAUUCAGUUGUUA
Acyrthosiphon pisum (pea aphid) is the source of this 765-nucleotide messenger RNA. Its product is annotated as ovarian fibroin-like substance-1-like. The record is from RefSeq and is marked provisional. Lineage: Eukaryota; Metazoa; Arthropoda; Insecta; Hemiptera; Aphididae.